Molecule: messenger RNA, 2252 nt
Organism: Trematosphaeria pertusa
Lineage: Eukaryota; Fungi; Ascomycota; Dothideomycetes; Pleosporales; Trematosphaeriaceae
Exons: 4
Coding region: 359-2236 (625 amino acids)
Molecular function (GO): FAD binding; oxidoreductase activity
Source: RefSeq, a predicted model, not a curated record
UACUUUCUUCGCCCGCUAUUGCUCGCGAAGCAUUGAAUUCUGCCUCAUCGAAUCUCCAUACACGCUGAACGGUUCGCAUUCCUCGUUCUCGGCUUCGCUUAGAGCACAGCCUCAUCUCCAUGCGAAGAGGCCCAUGAUGUGACCGGUGAGGCACAAACAGCGUCAUUUUUCCCGCUCAGACAAGCCAAUCGCAUUGCUGGGCCAAUAUAACCAUGUGCACACCUAGGUAUUCGCACGUAAGCGAUGGGCUGAGCGCGAAUCAUGGACUUGUACGUACGAGCGUAGAGUUGGUGCAGUAUAAAGCCAAAACCUCAACUCUUUGGAAGGCACUAACUCAUCGCAACGCGAGCGCCUAUUGAUGAUGAGGAUCUUGCAGGCUCUCAUUUCAUAUUUGUCGUCGACGACUGUCCUUGCGACUGCGUCCCAUGGUGACUGCAAAUGCACUCCUGAUAGCCAUUGCUGGCCUUCAGACGCAGAAUGGACUGCAUUGAACAGCACUCUAUCUGGCGCGUUGAUCAAAGGUGUACCCCCAGGCUCCGUCUGCUAUCCGGAUCAGCCGCACUAUGGCGAGGAAGCAUGCGCGUUUGUCCGGUCGCAUUGGUUUAACUCUACAUGGCAUGCAGCAAAUCCUAUCAGCAUCGACUAUCCCAUCUGGACCAAUAACUCGUGCAAUCCGAUUUAUCUAAACGGUACGAGCGUGACUGGCGAUGUGAACGCCGGGGAAAAAGGUUGCUCAAUCGGAAACUACCCUUGGUAUGUGGUCAACGCUACUUCAGCGAAGCAAGUCGGCGACGCGCUGAAGUGGGCCGGAAAGAAGAACGUGAGAGUCGUUGUUAAGAGCACUGGGCAUUCGUAUCCGGGAAGGAGCAUCGGCUAUGGCAGCCUCAGCAUUUGGACUCAUAAUCUCCGUGGCAUCGAAUACAUCCCUUCCUUCAAGCCCAGCUCUUGCCCAAUCAACGGCACUCUAGCUGCCGCUCGCGUCGCAGCGGGCGAGACCGGCAUUGACGUCCAGACUGAAAUGGCGAAGCACGGCUCGAUCAUCGUCACCGGCGGGAACCCCGACGUCGGCCUCAUUGGCUGGCUUACUGGUGGCGGCCACGGCACACUAUCUGGAAAUUACGGCAUGGGCGCUGACAACCUCCUCGAAGCCACUAUUGUGACUCCUAAGGGAAAAGUCUACGUCACGAAUCCUUGCAGGAACUCCGAUAUCUUCUUUGCCAUCCGCGGAGGUGGCGGUGGGACAUACGGCGUCGUGACCGAAGCUGUCAUCAAAGCCUAUCCUACCCCAAAGACAACCUUACACACCUUCGCUGUGGGCUCACUGAGCCCAAAUAUUACGGCUGAAUUCUGGAGCCUGAUGGGCUUUAUACACUCCGAGAUGCCGCGACUCAAGGAAGGCGGUAUGCAAGGAUAUUACUAUAUGGUGGGACCGCCUGCAUACCCUGUUCUUGCGUUCUUAUGGGGCUUCUUCCUCUAUGAUAAGCCAGAAGGGACGGUGGAAGUGUUAAUGGCACCUAUUCAAGAGAGGCUCAAGAGUCAGGCGCACCUGUUCGCAUAUCAGUCCAACAUUACACAAGGCGAUACGUAUCUCGAGGUUUACGCGCCGGUCUUCACGAACGAGCCAGUUGCUUCCGGUGGCUCCGGAUAUGGCUCGUGGCUGCUGAGCCCAAGAAGCCUUUCAGAUCCGAAUGUGACUGCGAAGGUGUUCCAAGAAAUUGGACCGAGCAUGGAUCUGUCGAAACCAAAUGGUCCGUCGAAUCCGAGCCUCCUAGGGCACAUGAUCGCAUCGCCCAACGCACCGUCCUACUAUCCCGAAGUCAUCUCCAUGAACCCUGCCUGGCGAAAUACCCUCGUACACUUCAUCGUAGUGGAGACCUGGCCGGAUGGGAGCCCACAGUCAAUCAUAGAUUCCGUAUACCGUGACAUUACCUUCAACAAAACGCAGGCCUUGCGUAAUCUCUCUCCCGAAACCGGUGCUUAUUUCAACGAACCGGAUAGCUUUGAGCCGGAGUGGGAGCAUGCUUUCUUUGGGGAAAACUACAGAAGGCUGCUGGGAAUCAAGAGAAGGGUAGAUCCGGACAACGUGCUAUGGUGUCGGCGGUGUGUGGGAAGUGAGGCAUUCGUUGAGGAGAGCGACGGCAGGUUGUGUAAGCCGGUUGCAAGCGCGAAGAGGACCGAGGUUGGUGAGGGUUCAGAGGCAGGAGGGGAUGCUUAUGGCAUGGAGAGGGCUAACUGAGACUGCAAUAGUGGGG